Necator americanus (New World hookworm) is the source of this 1614-nucleotide messenger RNA. RefSeq lists its product as uncharacterized. The transcript has 15 exons. NCBI's taxonomy places the organism in Eukaryota, Metazoa, Nematoda, Chromadorea, Rhabditida, Ancylostomatidae. Gene Ontology annotation, molecular function: mRNA binding. Gene Ontology annotation, cellular component: nucleus. Gene Ontology annotation, biological process: mRNA export from nucleus. The record is from RefSeq and is a predicted model, not a curated record. The coding region runs from base 1 to 1614 and encodes 537 amino acids.
AUGAAACGAAUAACUCGGCUAAAAAAGGAGACAGUGAACACGAUGCCUGAUUGGCCUAACGAAAAAUGCAUUGAAAUACCUGGACGGUUAGAGGGAAUGGUUAGUAUAAAACGAAGAAAACGGCGUGUUAUCAAUCUAGCCCGGAAACUUCAUGCAGUGCUUGACAAAGGAACUCUUAUGUUUUAUACAAAGAAGAAAGGUGCAAUAGCUGUAACCCCCGAAUUCCAGAUUGAUUUGGCUAAGGUAACCGUAAUGUACGAUGAAAAACGCAUCAUUUUAAUCUUUAAGACAGGAAAUGAAUCGUAUGCUUUGAUUCCUUUGGAGGACACACUCGAACAUUGGAAAGAAGGAAUUUGCAAGCAUCGUCUACAUCGUCAAGAAGCAGUUGGAAAAGGUCUACCAUCGGACAACAACCAAACAUUGGAUUCGAUUGCCAUUAAACCAAGCGAUGAAAAAAGCUGGGAGUCACAAGCAGGCAACAGACUGUUCGAUGAAGUCCACCAAAUGCAAGGUUUAACUCUGGAAGUUCUCGAAAAGCUUACAAAAACUUACGAAGAAAUGCAGAAGACUAACGAAGAAAUGAAGCAAACAUUGAAAAAUCUGAAGGAUGCUCUGGCUAGACCGUCAGGAACGGACUCAACGUCGAUAUGGACAACUGGAACUACCUCCGGAACGCCUUCAAAUGCUUCUACAAUUCCUAGAUCAGCCUUUUCAACUGCGGAAAUAUCUACAACUUCAGACAUGCCUACCGACUCGAGAGCACCAGAAGCGUCAGAAUCGGAAACGGACGAGGAGGAUAAUGCCCAUGGCCGGUCAGAUUCGAAAAAGGCAAGAGAAAAGAAGAAAUUCGCAAUGUCCGGUAUCAAUAUGUCCCUCGAGGAGAUCAUCAGCAAAAACAAGAAAUCGAAGUCAGGACGACUCAUUGGUGGUUUUCGGAGUGAUGGUGUAAGCAAGUCAAGUGCAGGGAAAAGUGGAGCUCGUAGUUUCGGGAGGUUCUCUGAUCGCACUCCUGCUGGAAAAUGGAAACACGAUAAGUUCCAAGAUGACAGCGGGACUUUUCGUGCAAGAGGAGGAGCGAUCGGUAAAGCGAGCGUAGGGUCGACUAAUCCAAACAAGAAAGUGCGGGUCAACCUGUCCAAUCUCGGACCGAAUGUCGUCUCAGCUGAUCUAGAGGAAUUGUUCGCUCCGUAUAACAUUGAUAGCGCAGCGAUUCACUUCAACGAGCAGGGCGUAUCGCUCGGCACAGGAGAUGUGUAUUUGAGGAAAAAGGAUGCCCUUCAGAUGUUUGAGGACUUCAGAGGAGUCUCUCUUGAUGGUAAGCUCAUAAAAAUGUUGAUAGUUGAUGGCGGAUCAGCAGUCGCAAACGGUAUUGAAAGCCGUCUCAGCAAGCUACCUCGUCAAGGUCCUCGUGGAAUACAGAAGAGGUUCAAGCGGAACUCAGCUGGUGCUGUUUCUUCUUCAUUUUUGGACCGCAUUGGGGAUGAGAAACCCAGGAGGACUGCACGUCCUGGUCGCAGUCUUGGAAGGAGGGAAAGAAGACCUCAAAAAUCAGUGGCUGAGUUGGACGCAGAGCUGGAAUCGUACAUGAACAAGGGAAGACCACUCGAUAUCUAA